Messenger RNA from Colletotrichum orchidophilum, 1323 nucleotides. RefSeq lists its product as uncharacterized. The record is from RefSeq and is a predicted model, not a curated record. Bases 1 to 1323 code for a protein of 440 amino acids. Lineage: Eukaryota; Fungi; Ascomycota; Sordariomycetes; Glomerellales; Glomerellaceae. The transcript is spliced from 5 exons.
AUGCCCGCCCGCAAGCGCCGUGCUGCGUCGCCGCCCGCCGAGGACGAGCCCCGCCGGCGGUCCCGGCGUGUCUCGAGCAUCCCCAAGAAGAGUAUUUACUUUGAGGGUGAUGGCGAUGGUGAUGACGAUGAAUUUGACGGAGAUGCGAGGAUUGAGAGUGAGAGCGAUGAGCUGCAGAGCGAAGGUGACGAUGAAGAAGAGGAGCAGCCCAAGAAGCGCGGACGUGGACGGCCAAAGGGUCAAGCCGCUAAACCUAAGGCUAAGCCGCAGUUCACCCCUAGCAAGUCAAAGGUCAUGAAGAGGCAAAAGGUUGAGAGGAUUGAGGAUGAUUAUAAAGAUGAGCAAACCGAAGCGGACGAGGACGAUGAAGAGGAGGAGGAAGACUACGAGGGCGAGAGAAGAGUCACUGUCAUUCCACUUGAGAAGCUUCGGGGGCUUGAUGGGCAGGAUUACUCCGACGAUACUGUUCACAAGAACACCAUGCUGUUCUUACAGGAUCUGAGAGCUCACAACCAGAGAUCAUGGCUGAAAAGCCACGACGGCGAAUACAGACGCUCACUCAAAGACUGGAACUCUUUUGUCGAGACUAUCACGCCCAAGAUCACCGAAGUGGACUUCACCAUUCCUGAAUUGCCGGCCAAGGACCUCGUCUUUCGCAUCCACCGCGAUAUUCGAUUCAGCAAGGACCCAACCCCUUACAAGGCGCACUUCUCUGCGGCUUGGUCUAGAACGGGCAAGAAGGGUCCUUACGCUUGUUACUACAUUCACCUUCAGCCAGGCUCUUGCUUCGUGGGUGGUGGAUUGUGGUGUCCCGAGGCGUCACACUUGCAGAAAUUGAGGGAGAGUAUUGAUGAGCGGCCACGUCGGUGGCGCCGGGUCUUGAAUGAUGAAAGAUUCAAGAGGACUUUUUUGCCCAAGUCCUCGAGGAAGGGUGGCGAGGAAGCGGCGUUGAAGGCGUUUGCAGAGACGAAUAAGGGGAAUGCGCUGAAGACUAAGCCCAAGGGCUACUUGGUCGAUCACCGCGACAUCGAGCUAUUGAAGUUACGCAACUUCACCAUCAGCAAAUCGAUUGGUGACCAGGUAUUCACGGACAACGAUGCUCAAGAGCAGGUUUGCCAGAUCAUCGCCGCGAUGCACCCAUUUAUUACCUUCUUAAACAGCAUUGUCAUGCCAGACUUCAACGCAGACGAUGAUGAUGACAGCGACGACGAAGAGGGCGAGAACGACGGAGCGAAUGACGAUGCCGAAGAAAAUGAAGAUGCCGAGGAGACCGGUGAUGAAGACGAGGAAGAGGGCAAGGAUUGGAGCACGCACAAGUUUUAG